Messenger RNA from Triticum aestivum (bread wheat), 1369 nucleotides. Its product is annotated as mavicyanin-like. The coding region runs from base 761 to 1246 and encodes 161 amino acids. Gene Ontology annotation, molecular function: electron transfer activity. The record is from RefSeq and is a predicted model, not a curated record. Gene Ontology annotation, cellular component: plasma membrane. Lineage: Eukaryota; Viridiplantae; Streptophyta; Magnoliopsida; Poales; Poaceae. The transcript has a single exon.
UAGUAGUAAAUAGCAUUGUUAACAGGAGCAAUUUGCAAAAUCCCUGAAAUUGAAGGAUGAUGUGCGAAUAUUAGCCUGGACCACUGAAUCAGCCUGUUUUGCUAAUUCUAGUAACUGUAGGGAUCUUAGUGUAAAGAGACGAAGAGAUAAUGUUCUCUAUCGUGAUUCCCUACGUGGGCACAAAUCAAUCGAUUUGCUUCACAGAACCACCGCCUGGAUGGUUCGAGCCACGCCGGAGGGACACCACGAUGUUGGUCACCGCGGACCGCGCCGACAAAUCCGCGGGGUGGGGAGCAGCGUGCAGCGCCAUGUGGUCGCUCUCGCGGGCGUCACCAGUGGAGAAUCCUCACUGGUGAGAUGCAGGCCGUAAAGCAGCGCGGCCACGGCGAGGCGCGCGAGGGCGAGGCCUCGGCGCGGACAGGUGCAGCGGCGCCAAAGGCGCGGGCGGGCGCAGCGCGCGAGGGCGAGGGGGCCGGACGCGGUGCCGUUCGCGAGCCCGAGUGCCGCGGGGCUCCGUGAGCCGGAGCGGCCGGAGUGGCCGUUCGACGGAGUCGGGGACGGCAGGCGCGGCGGUGCGGCAGCGUCGCCCGGGACACGCGCGACCGUCGGCAACCUCUGGAGCGGCACGCCGGCUUCUGCUUCAACAACCGCUGGGGUCGGAGGCUGCAUCGGCGGAUCAUGACGGGAAAGUCCUACUGGUGCUAAAGUUCAUUUAAUCCAUGGGGCUAAAGUUCUUAUCCUGAUCACCGUGACCGUGGCCAUGCUCCGGAUGGUGCUCAGCGCCAGUCUCACGGUGGGUGUGCCGGCCGGAUCAUGGGACCUACAGACCAACUACACCAUGUGGGCUUUGAGAACUAGGUUUACCAUCGGCUAUGAGUUCCAGUUUCAGUACUCCACCACCGUGCACAAUGUGGUGGAGGUGAGAAAGGCUGGGUACGACGCCUACAACAGCUCCAGCCCCAUCGCGAUGUUCCUAACCAGCAACGAUGUCGUCCCACUUGCAGCCAUUGGGAUGCGGUACUUCAUUUGCGGCGUCCUAGGGCAUCGCGUCGCCGGUAUGAAGGUUCAAGUCAACGUGAAGUCGAAGGCAGUGUGGACAGUACGACGGUGCCGAGGGAUGGGGAAGCGGCUCCGGUGCCGGUCCGAGACUAUCUUAAGCUCGGCCAUGACGGCUGGUAUUGAUCAGUCUGCGAUGGCGCGACUAGGUCUGGCCUUUGUCGCGGCUGGUCUCGUGUUGUUCUAUUAGUGAUCGUCGAUAAUGGUGCUUUUUUCUUCUUAACGCGAUGCGCAUGCGUAUUUGUGUAUUAUAAAUUAAUUCUUUUGUUAAAUGUAAUUUCUUCCAUUAUAAUUGGAUUUAACUUAUAUUCUU